AAUCUACUUCUAAACUGAACAGCAAACGGAAAUAAGUGGUAUAAACAAUCAAAAGGUGAAAUGGGUAAAGAGGAGGUGGUGGAGAUGGUUCAAGAACUGGCGGAGAGCGGCCAGGCACUACCUGGUUGCUACAUCCUGCCCGAAAAACAGAGACCGGAUCGUGCUUCUCCGUCAGCGUUGGAUAUUCCGGUGAUUGAUCUCAGCCUUCUGCUCAGGGAAACAGGAUGUGAGGAUGAUCAAGCAAAAAGGCUCCAGUAUGCUGUUCAGUCUUGGGGUUUGUUUCAGGUUAUUGGCUAUGACUUGUCACCCUCUUUUCUAGAUGAGGUGAGGGAUGUUGUGAGAAAAUUCUUUCAACUUCCAAUGGACGUUAAACAGAAAUCUAGCAACUUAAAGGGUGAGAAGUUGGAACCUGAAGGAUAUGGGAACUAUGGUGUUGCAAGAAAAGACCAGAUAAUUGAUUGGAAUGACCGGCUUUAUCUCUCGGUGCAACCUGAAGAGAAGAGGAGACUAGAUCUUUGGCCAGAAAAUCCUUGCUCUUUCAGGGAAAUAUUGCAUGAAUAUACCAUACAGACAAGGAAAGUUGCUGAACUUGUUCUUUUGGCCUUGGCAAAGCUGCUGAAACUGGAAAAAAAUUACUUCGUUAACCAAUUAGGUGACACAGCUGAAGUACGUGCAAGAUUCAACUACUAUCCACGGUGUUCAAGGCCUGAUCUUGUCUUGGGAAUCAAUCCACAUUCUGAUGGUUCUUUGAUCACCAUUUUAUUGCCUGACAAAGAGGUGGAGGGCCUUCAAGUGCUCAGAGACGGUGACUGGUUCAAGGUCCCGAUCAUUCCUCAUGCCCUGCUCAUUAAUUUGGGAAAUCAGAUACAGAUAAUGAGCAAUGGGAUUUUCAAGAGCCCUGUGCACAGGGUGACGGCUAACUCUGAGAAGGACAGGAUAUCUGUGGCAAUGUUUUAUUCGCUUGAACCAGAAAAGACGUUGGAGGCAGCAGAAGGCGUGGUGGAUGAGACUAGGCCAUGUUUGUACAAGAAGAUGAGGGUAAAGGAUUUUCUCAACAUCUUCUUUGAAAAAUAUACACAAGGAGUUAGUACAAUUGAGUGGGCAAGGAUCUGAUCAUAAAAACCCAGAAGAAUUAGUUAUUAUAUUGAGGAUUGUCCUGUUUAAACUUCUUGGAUUGAGAAGGUAGUAUGCAAUCAUUGCUUUAUUGUAUCAGUUAAUGUCAAGGCGUAAAAUUGCAUCAGCAUUAUCUUCAUUGAUUAUAUAGCAAAGUUGUGUGCAAUCAUUUUGAAUUA
Molecule: messenger RNA, 1292 nt
Organism: Asparagus officinalis (garden asparagus)
Lineage: Eukaryota; Viridiplantae; Streptophyta; Magnoliopsida; Asparagales; Asparagaceae
Product: probable 2-oxoglutarate-dependent dioxygenase At5g05600
Exons: 4
Coding region: 61-1113 (350 amino acids)
Source: RefSeq, a predicted model, not a curated record